GAAAACAACUUUCUGAUCUGGCAACCGCGGCCCAGUGUACACAGACAAGAUGGCGGCAUCUAUGGAAGACGAGUUUGAAGAUGCACCUGACGUGGAGCCGCUUGAACCAACACUAAAAAAUAUAAUUGAACAAAAAUCCCUAAAAUGGAUAUUUGUGGGGGGCAAAGGCGGUGUCGGUAAAACUACGUGUAGCUGUAGUUUGGCAGUCCAGCUAGCUGCAGUGAGGGAAAGUGUCCUCAUCAUCUCCACAGAUCCAGCCCACAACAUUUCUGAUGCUUUUGACCAGAAGUUCUCUAAGGUGCCCACCAAAGUCAAGGGCUAUGACAACCUUUUUGCAAUGGAGAUAGACCCGAGCCUGGGAGUGGCGGAGUUGCCCGAUGAGUUCUUUGAGGAGGACAAUAUGCUCAGUAUGGGCAAGAAGAUGAUGCAGGAGGCAAUGAGUGCUUUUCCAGGCAUCGACGAAGCUAUGAGUUAUGCAGAGGUCAUGAGAUUAGUGAAAGGAAUGAAUUUUUCUGUGGUUGUCUUUGACACUGCCCCGACUGGCCACACACUUCGGCUUCUUAACUUUCCCACCAUUGUAGAACGAGGUUUGGGCCGCCUCAUGCAGAUCAAAAAUCAGAUCAGCCCUUUCAUCUCUCAGAUGUGUAACAUGCUCGGUUUGGGUGACAUGAAUGCAGAUCAGUUAGCAUCAAAGCUGGAAGAAACACUCCCAGUUAUUCGCUCUGUCAGUGAGCAGUUUAAGGACCCUGAGCAGACCACCUUCAUCUGUGUGUGCAUUGCUGAGUUUCUGUCCCUCUAUGAGACUGAGCGGCUGAUUCAGGAGCUGGCUAAAUGCCGCAUUGACACACACAACAUCAUCGUCAACCAACUCGUUUUCCCUGACAUGGAGAGGCCGUGUAAAAUGUGUGAAGCUCGGCAUAAAAUCCAGUCCAAGUACUUAGAUCAGAUGGAGGAUCUCUAUGAGGACUUCCACAUAGUCAAGUUACCUCUGCUGCCCCACGAGGUCCGAGGUGCAGAUAAGGUCAACACUUUCUCUAAGCAACUUCUGGAGCCGUACAAGCCACCAAACAAGUGAUUUUCUUCAGUCAGGAAGAAAGAAGAACUCUCUGCAACUCUCCCUCUCUCCCCCCCCCCCCCCGUUUCAGCCUCUCCCUCCACUGCCGCAAAAAAAACACCUACAGAUUUAACACACGUCUUCUCCCUAUCAAGCCUCAAACAAAUGUCCUUUAGUUACAGAGUGAGUGUACAGAGAUGUCAUCCUUUCGGGGGAAGGAGAGCCAUGACUCAAAGCGUUCAUUACUAGGGUGGCAAUAUGUCUUUUCAGAUACAAAGCAUUUAACUCAUCAUUUUACUUUCCCCCAAGACUUGAGUUUGGAAUGGAUUCAUGAACUUGCAGAUUGUAAAUGUUUUACACGUGUUUAUCAUUAAGUUGCAUUCCGAAUUAACUAGCGUGUAAUUUGGUGAAAAGUAAUUACCAAAGUUUAUGUAAAUUGAGACCAUUGCAACAAAAUGUUUUUUCAACGUACUAGACGGUAAAAAUUAACUUUUGUGUGCUAACUUAAAGCAAUCCAAUUAUAACUUUGAGAAGUGUCAUGCAAUAUCCCCUUUAGCUUCUAUAUAUUUAGCUAAAGCUGCUAAGCUGCUGCUUUGACCCAUAGUAAGUCAAAGAUAAGACUGGAGAAUUCACUGACGAUGCUGGACAGUUACCCACAUUUCAGCGUCAACAAAAACACUAAAUGGACUCUCGCCUUAUCUGAUGUUGAAUGUCUGCGGUCAGGUCUAAAGGAAGGAUGCAACAGAGUAGAGGCACAUUUGUGGUAAAGCGACUUGCUUGUUCAACUAGUAAUACCUGAAAGAAUCAUCCACAGUUACAUUUAAUUUUCUCUUUAUGUGACUGAAUGCUUUUGAGUCGGAAACUGUUUUCUAGAGAUUAUCUUUUAAAUUAAGUUGAUGGUAAAAAUAUUAAACAAACUUUGUUUCUGCUA
Molecule: messenger RNA, 1985 nt
Organism: Periophthalmus magnuspinnatus
Lineage: Eukaryota; Metazoa; Chordata; Actinopteri; Gobiiformes; Gobiidae
Gene: get3
Product: guided entry of tail-anchored proteins factor 3, ATPase
Exons: 7
Coding region: 50-1075 (341 amino acids)
Biological process (GO): post-translational protein targeting to endoplasmic reticulum membrane
Cellular component (GO): GET complex
Molecular function (GO): ATP hydrolysis activity; ATP binding
Source: RefSeq, a predicted model, not a curated record